Molecule: messenger RNA, 1625 nt
Organism: Phaeodactylum tricornutum CCAP 1055/1
Lineage: Eukaryota; Bacillariophyta; Bacillariophyceae; Surirellales; Neidiaceae
Exons: 1
Coding region: 41-1378 (445 amino acids)
Biological process (GO): biotin biosynthetic process
Molecular function (GO): S-adenosyl-L-methionine:8-amino-7-oxononanoate transaminase activity; pyridoxal phosphate binding
Source: RefSeq, a predicted model, not a curated record
AACUCGUUCUUGGUUUAACACUCCGCUUAUUAGCAGUGACAUGUUAAUGGGGAUGAAAAGUGGCAAGUAUGCAUCCUUGUCGACGGAAGAGAUUGUCCGAUUGGAUCAGAAGCAUGUUUGGCAUCCGUACGCCGCCAUGCCCAACGCGGUACCGUGCUAUCCGGUACAGUCGGCUCACGGUGUGCACCUGGAACUCACCGAUGGUCGCAGUCUUGUCGACGGCAUGUCUUCCUGGUGGGCCUGUAUUCACGGAUACAACCAUGAGGCUUUGAACGAUGCGGCGAUCCACCAAAUUUCGCAAGUGUCACACGUCAUGUUUGGCGGACUAACCCACGAACCAGCCGUGCAACUGGCGCGACGACUUGUCGAAGUUACUCCUCCUGGUCUAGAACACGUCUUCUACUGUGAUUCCGGGUCGGUGGCGAUUGAAGUCGCCAUGAAAAUGGCUUUACAGUACUGUUACAAUGUUGGUCAGAAAGACAAACAUCGGUUCUUGACAAUUCGCGGCGGCUACCACGGAGAUACCUUCGAAGCCAUGUCUGUCUGUGACCCAGUCAACGGCAUGCAUCACUUGUUCGCUAAAAAUCUACCGUCACAGAUUUUUGCGCCUCGGCCCGAAUCCAAGUUCGACAAGGACGAGGACGACAAGUCUAUCUUGCAACGUGAUGUCCAGAGUGUGCGAGAGCUAUUGGAAGUCAAUCACGACGAAAUCGCUGCGAUUAUACUAGAACCCAUUGUACAGGGUGCUGGUGGUAUGAGAUUUUAUAAUCCAGCUUACUUGACCGCAAUUCGUGAUUUGUGUGAUGAGCAUCACGUAUUAUUGAUUGCGGACGAGAUCGCCACCGGAUUUGGACGGACAGGAAAACUAUUCGCCUGCGAACACGCCAACAUCUCACCGGAUAUCCUGUGUAUCGGCAAGGCCCUUUCGGGAGGAUUCUUAUCCUUUGCGGCGACACUGACGACCGCCAAAAUCUCGCAAAAGUUUGCACAAGGUGAGGCCGGUGUUUUCAUGCACGGUCCGACCUUUAUGGGCAAUCCACUCGCUUGCGCCGUCAGUUUGGCGAGUUUGGAUUUGCUACAAAGUUACGACUGGGAGUCAAAGGUGCAAUCUAUCGAAAACCAAUUAAAAGUGGAGUUGGAGCCCUGUAGAGAAUCACCAUUGGUACAGGAUGUUCGGGUACUGGGCGCUAUUGGUGUGGUCGAAAUGAAAGAGGCGUUCGAGAUGCGGAAAGUACAGGCCGCUGUCGUGAACGAAGGCGUCUGGCUUCGCCCCUUUGGUAGAUUGUUGUAUACCAUGCCCCCUUUCAUAAUUCAGCCAAGCGAAUUAAGGAAGAUAACAAGCUCAAUGGUGUCUAUAGCAAAACGACGAUUCCGCUGAAACGGCAAGGAAGCAUGCUUGUGGGAUCCGUGCACACGAUCUUUGUCCAAAAGGUCACGACAGAUUCUUGAUGUUUAACGACAAGCAAGAAAUCUCUGCAUUUACCAAUAGGUGCAAUUAGUAACCAGCAAAGACGACUCAUUGCUCCGGAUGAUGGGAGAUGACACGCCACGGCCACGGUGAGCCAACUUUUACCCCAAAUGUUUGGCCAAUGUCACCAGAGCGACGCAACGAUAAGAUUUCUAUG